AUCCACAACAGGAAACGGGGGAAGCGUCCUUGGAGAUGUUGUUAGUGUUGUAACUUUCGCAUUUUUCUCGCCUCUGCGUACACAAUAUGUCUGUGUCAAACAACUGACAGCUAAUAUAUACUGCCAGAGGGGCUAAUGAGAAAACGUAAAGUUUGGAAGUCAUCCGGGUUUGGCAUUUACCCUGCGUCUCUGCAGUAACCAUGACUGCAGCUGCUCUCAUAGGAGACCAGCUGAUCCUUGAAGAGGACUACGAUGAGACAUAUAUACCCUCUGAACAAGAGAUCCAAGAGUACGCAAGAGAGAUUGGCAUUGAUCCCGACAGUGAGCCGGAGCUCCUGUGGCUGGCCAGGGAAGGCAUCGUUGCCCCUCUGCCUCCCGAGUGGAAGCCUUGUCAGGAUGUAACGGGGGACAUCUACUAUUUCAACUUCUCCUCGGGCCAGUCAACCUGGGAUCACCCCUGCGACGAGCACUACCGCAGCCUGGUGGCCCAGGAACGUGAGCGCGCCCAGCUCACUGCUGCUGCAGGAGGCACAGGGGCAAAGAAGGACAAAGACAAGAAGAAGAAGAAAGAAAAGAAGGAGAAGAAAGAGAAGAAGAAAAAAGAGCCACUCAAGACUCCUGGAGCACUGAGUUCAGCCUUGGGACCACUAGCAUCCCCGCUGGGCAGCCUGGCUCCUCUGAGAGGUCUAGAUGCCCCAGGCCCCGGCCCACUCCCUGGUUCUGCUCCCGCUCUCCGGCGUUCCCUUGGCAGCUCUGGGGGACUGGAGCCCCUAAAGACCCCCCUUGGGGGCCCUCGGAGCAGUGGAGCAUCUAGUGUUUUGGGCAGUAGGCAGGAGGAGAGGGUGUCUCUCUCUCUGCCUGGCUUUGAUGAUGAUGAUGGUGACAAUGAGAAAAUCUCAGAAAACGAGCCGAGUCCCCGUUGUUCAGAUCGAUUAUUGAAGAACCUUCAUCUGGACCUGGAUGCCCUUGGAGGAGGCUUACAGUAUGAGGUAGACAGAAUAAAAAACAUCUCAUAA
Molecule: messenger RNA, 1016 nt
Organism: Micropterus dolomieu (smallmouth bass)
Lineage: Eukaryota; Metazoa; Chordata; Actinopteri; Centrarchiformes; Centrarchidae
Product: centrosomal protein of 164 kDa-like
Exons: 7
Coding region: 201-1016 (271 amino acids)
Molecular function (GO): protein binding
Source: RefSeq, a predicted model, not a curated record